Porites lobata is the source of this 24816-nucleotide messenger RNA. Lineage: Eukaryota; Metazoa; Cnidaria; Anthozoa; Scleractinia; Poritidae. The record is from the annotation of a GenBank genome assembly.
AUCACAAGCUUUCCAUCAAGAAAGAGAAAUUGUGAAGAAUUUUCCACAGGUAGGACGCAAGUGAGCUUAAAAAUUCUCCUUUGAACGCUGAAAGUUUAUCUUUGGUGUUAAUUUUACCGCAGUCGAAAGAUCGAAUCUUAAGUCUCUCACCAUGUAAUAUGAAUAAUCUAUGAAAAAUUUAAUCCAAAGCUGAUUGAAAUUGAAAGUUGGCCAUAAGGUCAACAUGGCCGCUGGUUUUUUGUUUUUUUUAAGCACAAUGUAGUUAAUCUUAAUUCUUCACACCCUGGCGUUUUUAGUGAAACUGAAACCAAGGAUUCGUAACGGCCUAUUUAUGGUCCAGCUUUUUUAUACCCUCAUUAAACACAUUUAGUUCUGAAAAGCUUUUGAGAGGGUGUUCAAGACAGAUGCAAAAGAUGAAUUAAACGUCCUCUUUAGCAGAAUAUUAAACAUUAAAAGAAAGAAAUGAAACUGAAAAAGCGAUGGUCGAGGUGGUUGCAAGGAGGCGACCAAAUCAGGCAGAACGGUUUUAAAACUUGAGUAAAUGCAACUAGACUAUUGUUAGUGGUGAUAACUAUUCACUGCGUCUCUUAGUGAUCAAUUGUGGCAUAUGGACAACUGUUAGCUAGUCAAAUGUGAUCAUGUGAGGCAGACCAAAUGUGUUUUGUUUUCGACAAAAAAUGCCUCAAGGUUGACAUUUGUCAUAUUUUCUUUAAGGAAAGUGCGUGAACAAGAAAAGUCUCUCUGGUUCGUAUAAAAAUGAUACUUCUUGGAUUUGCCGAGGAAAAUUUGGAAUAUUGGACUUGAACUGUUCAAUCAUGGGGGCACACAAGACAAGGCAACAAGGACUUUCACCCUGCUGCGAGGCCACAAUUACAGCUGGUAACCGGACAGAGAUAUAUCAUAAAGGUAUCAUAAACUGUAAAGUCAGCAAGAGAUAAUAUACAGAGAUUUUUUUAAUCACCACUAAUGAUGAAUGCAACGCGGCAAAUGUUGUUGUAAAAUUUCGUUUCCGUUUUGUUUCCUUCUUUAAUUAGAAGGCUCCCAACAGUUUUUGUUUUGUUUUGUCUUACCUUGACGUCUACCUUUUAAAAUCCCAACCUUGGUCCAGGCUCUUUCUCCCGUUUCUGCCUUUUCUCCCAACGUGACCACCCAGAUUCGGGGCGGGGUAAAAACUGUUUAAAGGGCAGAGUAGCAGAGUGUCUUCAUUACCAGUGUGACAAAUUUAGUAUGUCAGGAUGGAGGGUUAUCCUGUCGUCACAGAGUAACAGCAGGUGUUUUCGCGCUAAUUAGGGAGAUUUUGCAAAGACGAUAGCGCCUGCAGCGACAGAGUCUUUUUAUUGUUAUUAUCAAAAUAUAGUCGGGUUUGUUUUCAAACUUGUUGCGACUUUAUUCAACUCGUAUAAAAAGUCAAAUGUAGGUGAAUUUUCCUGGAGUUAAAUUCUUGGGUACCGUAUCCAAGUUUACAAAGAGAGAGAAACAUUCUUCUAAGUGUUUUCACGUCCCGAAGUUGAGAUAUCACCCUCGGCUCCCGUGAAUGAUCAAAAGUCGAAGAAUGCCUCAGCAACUUCUGCAGCGACUGCCACAACAUCGACAAGGAGCCGAACGCAGCCCCUUCUGAACACAGCGUCAUUUUGAAAAUACAACUGUUCAACUUCACUCUCCCCUCGAUAGCUUUUUAGUAUGUAAUCAUCCUGUCGACAAAAUUUGAUCGAGGACCGACCCAUAAGUGCGGUUUUGAAUGGGAAAGGUGGUCACAUGAUCAGGUCUAACCAGGGUCUCUGCCGAAUUUCUUUACUCGAUGACAAGGGAGGAAAAUGAGAGAGGGCCUGGAAAUGAGGUCGAUUUGUGCCAAGGUAAUUUUCUAAGUUUCUUUGUCAAUCUCCAUCUCGGCACUGAAGUACAAAGAAAAUCAUUACUUAAGGUACAACUCAAUGAAUAGUUCUUCUCUUAUAUUCAUAUUUUUUCCUGCUUUAAGUUAAAUGUGUACAAGAUGAAAUUCACAUGGGACCUUAUCAUGAGUGGCAAUGUCAGUGGUCCAGUAAUUAUCUCGAAAUUUCCCCCAGCAACGCGUGGUUAGUACUAUACAGAAAUUGCACACAAGUUGCAAAUGAUCCUUCGCCUUACUUAUGUAAGUACAUAUAUCCUCGCAUGCCGAUAUAAUUAUUCGAAUCUUUCAUGUCAUUCUUUGCUUCCUGAUCGUAUUUGAAGCUAUCAUUUAUUGCCAGAUUUAUCUGCAUUAGAUUGCGACUUUGUCACCUUUCCUUCGACUCUUGGGACCGUAAACCUGUACUUUUGCACUGGUCUCGCGGUGCCUUGUCAGUUACUGAGGUCCCUGCAUUAUUUGUGACAUUCCCAGAUAGUAUUAGAACGUUCCACGUGACAGUGCCGAACAGUAACAUUAAUGCCCAGGGAAAACUUAAAUCUAUUCCAUAAAUUCACAAAUCACAUUUAACAAAAAACGUAGCCGAUUUUUUUGAGGGAAGGGGCGGCUGUACACAGGCUACAAAAAACGAUGCAUGUCUGCGAUAUUUCGUUAAGGUUUUUUUAUAGUCGAAAGUGCACUUAGCUUAUCCAGCUAGUUGGCAGGCACUCCACUAAAAUACUUAAAAACAAAUAAUUCAAGUAGAACAAACAGGAUUAAAAACCCCAACUGGCACGAGGCAACCAGUUGGCCAGUAUUUACAAGCGUGGCCGAGGAUUUCAACUCGGGCCAAUGACCGAUAACAAAUCCAGCGAGUGGCCAGAGCGGGACUCGAACCUGAGACCGCCGGAUUGCGAGUCAGUCGCGCUGACCACUUGGCCAAGCUGCCUCCUUCGCAUUCAUUUUGGUGAUUGAAAAAGAAGUUUGUACCACUGAAGUUUCUAUAAAAAAAACUGUUUAGUUGAAUUUUUUAAACGAAAUUCAUGCGUAACAGCAAGUUAGAGUACCAAUAAUUAACUUUAAAACAGUUUCAUUUGUGUGCAACAGUUUAAACACCGUCUCGCCCCACCCCCAAUCCCCCCCAUUAAACUUCCUGGACCUGCCCUCUAGCUGGUGAGAAGGACCUACAAUAGUUUAACAACUUGAAAUGCUGUAUCCAGAAUAACAGAACGCAUCAAAAAUUGUGUGACUUCCAUUAUUGACCAAUGAACCCACCUCCCUAUUAUUAAGGAGCUUAAGCAACGACGACGGCGACGGCAACGAGAACGGCAAUAAAAGCAAUAGGUUUAGAUUGGCAAGGCAACAACUUUGCACGUUUUUUUGUACAUCUCUUGGCCGUCGCUACACGACUGCAACGUGAGAGUGCUUGAUUUCACGUUUUGUUGAGGACGUGAACAAAGCCAACAAAGUUUCUUUUUCUUUUCCUGAACUUUGAUACAGGCCUUUAAAAUUCACUCUAAAAAAAUCUGCCAACAUUUGACGAAUUAAACGAGAUGGAAUAAGCGAGAUAAAGUUUGAGGUAGCGCGACUUCACUUUUUAUAGCCGGACGUUUUCCGCUGUCGUUGUCGCUUUAGCUCCCUAUUGAUCCCGACUCGACUGCUGAAAUACAAGAUGAAAUAAAAAUUGUAAUGAAGUUAGAAACAGUGAAACUUAUGCUUGACACGUACUUCAUAAAGGAGUAAUUUUUCUUGGUGAUUGUUUAUUUGAAGGUAUGAACAGUUCUCAGAAGGGAAAUACACACAACAAGGAAAGAGCUGUAAAUGUAGGCUUUCUCAUAUGUUCGUCACUUUAAUUUAUUUGUAUGCCACCUCAAAAUUUUGAGCUUGUCUCUUUGUUUAUAACCAGGCGUAGUUAAUCGAUUGAAAUCGAUAUCGGAAAUCAAUCAAUAUAACCUGUAUCAAUUGAUUUAAUCCGCCGAUUGGUUUUGAUUGAUAUCGCAAACGAUAGAAAUCGAAGUCACAGAAAAAUCAGUUUAUUGACUAGAAGGUCUCGUUGAGAAGGGAAGUGCUACCGUUAGUUGCGAUGCGAAUAGGACAAAGACAGUAUGUAGAACAGUUUAACAUAUGAAUUUUUUUAUUAAAGUUAAUAACUUAGACUUGUUGGAAUUAUGAAACGCUCUGAGCAAAAUACCAAAACUGAACCGAUCACAAUGCAAUGCAUGCUUACAUUUAGAUAACUCACUAAAGUUUCAAUAUGAUUCUGUAAUUCGUUUUAAUAAUUCACUAAAUUCUAAAACAACAGCAGUGCUGAUAGGCUGUUUCGUCAUCGAACAAUCAUCGUACACAUGACGAGAAGAGUUGUGAACAAAUAACGUAAAGGCCAAAACUUGUUUAUUCACAGGUCAGGUAGACGUACAGCACAUGCCGUUCACUUAUGUAAGUUACAAUCCUUGUUCCCGAGAUAACAAUCUGUGUGACAAAAGAAUACUCGCUAUAACUAAUCUUGAAACCUAGAAUAAAAAAGAAAAAACGAAAAAAAAUGUUCCGUACAGCACUUCUUGACCGUUUAAAAAGAGAGCAAACAUCCCAUGGACAACGAUUUCUGCACAGAUCUUACAUGAGAACAAAACAAAAUAGUGGGUUGCUACUAAGAGAAAAACAGGCACGACAGCUAAGCACUUGCUUAGACAAACCGCUGACUGCACCGCGCUGCAGUCACAGAUUGAUUGGACCAUCGAACCAUUGAACCAAAAUUCUCACACUGCUCAAGAAUAUGGCCUGCUACCGGCUAAUGUCCGGCAGCAAUUAUUAGCGAUGAACAAAAAUCGAUAACAAUCGAUAGUAAUCGAUAAUAAGUGAUAAUCUUGAGGAGUAUGAGGUCCAGAUACUCUGAACAUGACGAUCCUAUUUGGCAAACAGCACCCACGAGACCAACUUAAUAAGCCUAUACCAAAUUAUAUUUUUGAGUGCAGCAACUACUCCAGGCGUAGUCUUCAAAGCGUUCCAUUUUUUGUUUCCUUUGUUUUAAAAGAUCUUUAAAUGUCCUUUCACUCCUGCGCCCUCGUCAGCAUCUUGCAUUUCCAGUCUUUCCUUGUAAUCUCGCUCACAUUUGAAACCAAUUAAUGUGGUAUACGCACUGGCGUUUAUCAAAACCUCCAGAUCACUGCAAUCGUCGUGCUUGGCUCGGCGAAAGCCGUUAUGACUAUGUCACUGUGCGUACAAAUCUUUUCAGUAUUUUAUCAGUUAAAAAAAAACUGCCUAACAUCAGGAAUGAAUAAUACCGUACAGAAAUGCUACCGAAUGACUCAAAUCAAUCAUAAUCGAUUUCUAUCGGAAAUCGAUAUUAAUAGAAGUCACAACUCUUUUUCCUUAUCGAUUUCUAUCGAUCGAUAUGGAAAAUUGAUAUUUAUCGAUUAUUGAUAUCGAUUACAAACGAUUGUUAUCGAUUAUCGGUAUAUCGAUUAACUACUCCUGGUUUAUAAAGUCAAAGAUGUGUAUGAAGGCAGAGGUACUACACAGUGUUGCUACAAUAGAGGACAAUGGUCGUUUUCAACCCCGCCCAAGACGGGUUAUCCCUCGGAUAAUUCGCAUGAGACGGAUAAUCAGCCUUAUUAAGGGGAAAACGGAGCGGUUUUAAUUUUGGACGAAUAAUGAUCUAUCCCGACUUUAUCCGUCUGUUUAUUCGUUAAUUUUCACGGAGUUUGAUGACGGAUUACCCUUCUUGGGACGUUGAAAAUGGCCAAUAUCGCACUGUUUUUACGCAAUCCCCGACCUUGCUGUCAGCCUCUGAAGUUAUUAUAAUAUAAACCUUUUUGUUCAAUUUCGACCGUUGAGGAGAAAGAAAUGUAUUAGGAGAAAAAGUCUUAAUCUGUACACCUUAACCCUCGAUUCCUCUUGCACGUAGCGCAAUUUCACGUAAGACGUUCUUUAAACGUAUGCUCCAGAAGCGAGCAAGUCUUGGGGUUGAUUUCCAGUGUCAUGUAAUUAUUACGUGCGUAAGUGCGUAAAUUUUACGUCCGCAAAUAAAAAUGAGGCAAUGCAUGAAAGGUCGCUCGUAACCGUAAAAUUUGAACUUCGCUCGACUUCUCGUUUAAGUUCACCCUUUUAUCUUGCCUGUUUUUUAUUUACGUGAUUAAAAUUCAUUUUACGUGCGUUAACGUGCCUAGCCAAAAACACGUAAGUGGAAAUCAACCUUUAGGGGAAGAUCUGGAUCUGUUAUACCCCCCAAAAAUUAUGGUAUUCAAUUUCAACGUUGAUAUUUUCGCCUGGUUAACACAAGAAAGAUUCGACCGAUGGUAACGAGAUCGUAAAGUAUUAUUUGAUACUUCACGUGAAUUGCUGAUUCUAUAGUUUCACGAAGACCUAAGAUGAAUCGUGAAAACUCCUUUUGAAUAAAUUAUAUUUGUUCUCCGAGACGUACUUGACAUGCUACAAUCUACCCUUAACUUGUGACGGUUUUUUAAUAUUUCGAGAAUAUUGUACUUUUUGGUAUUAUAAUAUUAUUUGUUGCCUGAUGUUUUGUAAAUAUUGACAGUUAAAAGGGGAUGCGUGAUGAAUAUUUAAAGAGAUCGCUUAAAAGUGCCAAUGUUGACAGAUAAUAAUAAAUAACAUAGUGACAUUUAUCCAGUCAUCGAAAAGGGAUGGUUUUAAAGGCGCUGUUAGAAAAAGGUUCCUCUACUAAAAUAACUAUCAGAGAGAAAUGAAAUCUGACAUCAAAGCAAAGUUCCUUCUGGCUUUCAUCGUGUUACUACGUAGCGAAGAGGUUUGAAAAUGUUUGUUUAUGUCAUAUUUUAUCACUGAUCAUAGACAUCAUCCUACAUUUUCUUAACCCUCUGUUUUCUGAUGUAGCCAACCAGAGCUCAAAACACGGACUGUCAACCUAAAAAAGGUAAGCAUGUUCGAUAUGUCUUCCUAACACUAUCGACCUGUCAUUGCCCCUACAACUGUAUAAAGGUUUUCUAAUGUAGAAAUAUCUUAAUACAGCUUUAAUUGCGAACGAGCCACAAACAAAAGUUUAGUAAGAUAUUCGGAAGCCACUGAAUAAACUUUGUUGUCUAGUAAGUUUAUGACAACCAGGUUGAAUAUAUAAUUUGUCCACCUAAAAGUUUAUAAUUAAAACGGCGUCUACACUAUGUUUACCUUUAGGCCAUGAAAUUAAUUUAUUUCAAAAUUUUUGGAUGUAGAAUCCAUUUGUUAAAACUAUGAAAAUAAAUGGGACGGAUGAGUGCAUUUUUCUGCCAAUUGUUAAUUCAGUUUUUGAUAAGCUAGAUUGUGCUUUAAGCGAAACACGCUAUGUACGAAUUUCCCGAUAUCAUAACUAACUUAAGUAGCAUGCUCGAAAAAAGCUGUCAUUCUUUUUCCAUACUCAAAUUAUGUAAACAGUCUUUUAUGAAUAAGUUCUUGCCCAAGAAGAAUUACCAAGUUAAAGUUGCGUUUGUUUGACGGAUGGUGUUUUCUACAGCUCAUGCCAGAAGAAAUUACCCAGUCUGUUACGAGCAGUCGGCAUGUGAUAGGCAAGCAAGAAGAGAUUCCUACAUGUUCCGGGUUUCAUUUAAGGUUGACAAGGCUCAAACUAAAUGCAGAAAAGAUAUCUGAAAAAUAAUCAUUAAAAAACUCAACUUGUCCUUUAAAGAUCUUAAAACCCUCAAAUUGUAGCGCCUCCUCGCUAAACAUUAGCAUAAUCACCAGCUAAAGCGUACUCAGUCAUGUGAAGGAAAGAUCCAGAGCUUUACAUAAGACACGUUUGGAAACUUCCAGAUGUUUUUACCUUGAAUAAAAAAUUAGUAGUUAAUUAAAUUAUUAAGUGUGCAUGGGGAAGGACGUUUUAAAAGUAACAAUAUCGUAGCGAGGGCGGAAAUUAAGCCUCCUUCUCUCUAUAAUAACCAACAUUUUCCAAAUUUGCCGUUUGCAAAAAGGUUUUUAAUGAUUCAGGUGCUCUUUGAUCGAUGCAGACUGGUUAAACUGGCCGUAAGGUCCAGCAGAGCAUUUAAUAAAUGUUAUGGUGAUAUUCAAAUUAGCGAGCCGCGUUAUCAAUAAUUAAUAGCGAAUUUCCAUACUCUUUCCCUGCAUGUUCAUCAUGUUUUUCGUUCGGAAUUGACGGAUUUUCUAUGUCAAAAGUUGAAAAAAAAACUUGGAAUGGUCUAACACAGUUUAGUAAAAUCCAACUAGUGGUCUAUUAUCAAUGCUGCGUUCUGAUUGGUUGAGUUACUACUAGGCAAGGGGGGAGGUAGCUCUAUUGUUUUCCGCCUAAGUUUCUUGACCCACUCCGCCUGCCAGUAUGACGUCACAUAGUAACGGGCAAGAGCCUCGUGUCGCUUGUGCAAAUUAGCAAGCCGGAUACGACAGUUAUUUGGACGAGCGAGGUCGAGGAAAAGCUAAGAAGCUAGCAAAUAUCGCUAUAUAUCGCUAAUUUGAUCGAAUGUGUAUGAGCCUUGGUGUUUCUAUAAUCUGGUUGUGUAAACCGUUUUGAUAAUUUGUGUCCGUGAUUGUAUAAUUUUGUUAAUUUGUUUUGCGGGCCGUGUUGCGGGAUCGCUAUCUAUUUCACGGGACCGGCAAGGUCAUCAAAACUUAAAUCUUUUUUUUCUCUAAAAUAGGCAAGGUCUAGUCUCCAGAAUAGGAAGUUCCAUUCACAGAUCUUGCAUGUUUAUAUUUCAUCUAUUCUUUUGCUAAUUUAAUGGGCCUAACUUCAUAUCAUUCCUUUCGAGUGUGGGUCUCUGUUGAUCUCCUAAUUCUUCACCAAAUUCAGUAAAGCUACAAUCUUGUUGAGAAAAUUGCAUACUUGGGGGGCAUUUUUUCUAAACUUGGUAGCCGACCGAUUCUUCCCUUCCCCCUCCCCCUGAUGAAAGCAGUGUUGUUGGGUCUUCAAAAGAAAGCCGGAUCUCUAAGCAUUUGUAGGAGGCAACUUUGAACUGGGGGAGGGCGUUUUCUUUACGCAAAGCCGUUGAUUUGGAAAUAGUUUUGUUGCGUUACGUAGUGCGCAUUAAUAAUAACAUUUUCUCGAGUAGUUUUGUCCAGGAUUGUGGUUCGAUCGAUUACCUACAUCGAGUCGGCCCGUUGAACCCGAAAUAAUGCGGAAUAGCUUGGAAAUACGAGCUUAAGCCAAUUAUCAUAUUAUUAUUAUCCUGUCAUACUGGCAGGCGGACUGUAUCAUAGAUUUCCUUGGAGACACCUCCCCCCCCUCACCCCCCUGCUACUAGGCUAUAUGUAUUAGCCCACUGAUACCGAAAAGCGCGGGCUUUUUGGCGGCAAAAAAGGACUAAAGUCUUGCUUUAACUAGCUAAAAUUUUUUUAUUCUCGAUAUUUUUGACCAACCAGUUGGAUUCUACUAAAACAAUUAUUCCCCUCGUCCUCAUGGCCUCUGAGUCAAUAGCCCAUUCGGCCCUCGGCCUCAUGGGCCAUUGACUCAGAGCUUAUUCGGGCUCGAGGAAUAAUUGUUAAAUAUCGUUUAAACAAAAGAAGCAAGGCUGAUUUUACACUCGGGAAUAUAUAUGUAUAUUUUUUACCAAUAUUUCGGAAGACACGGCCUUCCUUCUUCAGAAGAAGGAAGGCCGUGCUUUCCGAAAUAUUAAUAAAAAUAUAUAUUAUUAAUAAUCACAAAAGUUCAGGUUUCAGGAGUAAUCAUUGAUCGUUUAUUGCGACAGCGCUGUUUCGUUUGGUCCGAAAUUGUAGGACCACACUCAUCAGGCAACUUCAACGAUAUUCCCGACUGUAAAAUCAGCCUUGCUUCUAUUGUUUUAUAUUUUCACUUAUUACUGAUUAGAUCCUUCAUUAGGAUCCGGUCCUUCUUUUUUGUAAGCUGGUCCUUGCUUCAAAAAGUGCAUUUAAAUAUCGUUAGCCGCCAUUUUGGGUCAUGCGUGUCGUCAUUAUCUCCAACAUGAAUUUGGCAGGAAGUGAAAGAGGCCGAUUAAGCUUUAAUUUUUACCCCUAUUUUAACUAUUUGAUUUACAGUUUCCUUUAAAAACAAAAAUACAGUGGUAGUGCCUGUCAGUUUUUAAUUCACUAUAAACCAUAAAGGACAUUACGUUCGUCUGAUUAAGAACUACUGUUACAGCUCCGCUGCCAUAUGGGGAGCAAGCUUUCUCCUUUAUUGCCCCAAAACUAUGGAAUACCCUCCCAUUAAGUAUAAGAGGUUGCAAGUAAGCAGAAUUUUUUAAAUCCACUCUUAUGACGUACCUUUUUAGAAAUUACUUUGAAUUGUAAGAAUCAUUAAUUAUUACGAUUUUUCAGGCUUUUUUAUGUUACUUAGUUUUCUUUAUCAUUCACUGUUGUAAAGUGCUGUUGGUUCAGUAGAGCAACAGCCGAGAAAUAAGAUUAUUAUUAUUAGUUUUCUAGCUAUUUGAACUGCCCGCUAAUUUCACUGAAGGAAUGCCGACUCACAUAAUGGAUGAUUUCUUCUUAAUCAUGCUUCAAUGCCCUCACGGUUUUGUGUUGAGCCCCUCGGAAUGAAAUGAGCAGUAUAGGGUCUACGAGAAACAGAUCGCGUUUCCUGAUUUUCCUACACAUAGUGGAUGCCCCAACGUCUUGCCGGAGACGACGAAAUGCAUCUGUUUUUUCGUUUUCAGUGACUUGUACAGAAAAGACCAAUCUUCUGACGAACGGGAACGUCACUUUCUGGAACUGUACAGAUGGGUUAAUACACAUCUACAUGACUUGUUUGAAAUCAGUAACAGAGUUAGCAGACGCAGCCUCAAGAAAUUGUUGCGAAUUUCACGUCCAAACGCCAAAUUACAGGUCAACAAAAAGACCAGGUAAUGCCUCACUUAAAUUCCAGUUGGGCUUAAAUUGCAUUCGCCAGUCUACUCUGGUUAUUCAACAACACCAUCAUACGUUCGUACAAUAUACCGCCACGUGGUAUGAAUUUCAUGCCAAAAUUUUGAAAACCUGCCAAGAAUUGUAAUACUAUUCAUUGCCUGCUGGUAAAACCAUUCUCUCUAAAGGAAUAUUUCUGUCACCACCCAGCAGCUUUUAAAACUUCUAGCUAAUUUCAACUGAUAUCCCUUUUCAUCUCUUCAGAUAGUUGAACAAUGCGGCAACACAUCCAACCCAAAUAAUGUUCUCCUUUUCUUCGCCCAAAUCUCAUGAGUUGUUAUAUUCAAGAUUAUUGUUUUUCCCAAAAACAUUUCACAGUAUCCUUGAUAUAAAGUUACACAACUUACCAUCAGUUGCCAGGGCCUUAGUACGCAUGCGCAAGCGUUUGCGAGAAUAACGGCCUGACCACGCUUAUCACUAAUUCACGGUUUUUCAGCCUUAUAGCAAAGUUAAUGGUGAUUUAAUAAUUGCAGCUUCCUGUGAUUUGAUCUACAUCGGAAAUAGUGCUCCAGCCUGGGACUGCAAGUUGGAAUCAGCUAAGCUUCGAAUAUUUACAAAAAAGGAUGGAACUUUUACCAAUUGCUCAUAUACAGAUGGUUAUAAGAAUCUGAAUGAUCGAUGCACAGGUACGUGAAUUAACUGUCCCCGAAGAGCCUAUGGCGCAAAAUUCUCUUAGUAACCAUAUAUCCUGAGAAGAGGAGAGCUAGAUAAAACUUAGACUUCACAUGUAUUUUCAGGUUAACUCUCACUGAACCGCAUUUCUUUUCUGGUUUCUUCAUUGAUCAUUAUUUUUGUGUACAAAAGUGUUUCACACAGGCAGUUGUUACCUCAGCUUUUCCCGUGGCUUUCAAUUACGAUUACGACUUAUUUGAGCGUACAUCUGUAGGUUGGUAUAAGGAAUUAAAAUAAGGCAGACUUAAUUCAAAUUAUGACCACACGGAUAUUGAAGCUAAGGGUAAUCGCGGCGUUAAAAAUAACAAAAAUGAAAGUAAUAUAAGAAAAUCUUUGCCUGCACGAAACACAGGCCUUGGCGAGAUUACAGUUACACCUCUGGACUACAAAUCAACUACACCUAAAAGCACCAGCGUGUUCCCAACUUUAAGCCUUUUCUCAGCCACACUAGGAGCUUAUGGGACAAACACAAGCGGAAGGCACAGUACAACCAAGCUGGGACACCACAGGACAGCUACACUUGGAAGCCACAGCUCAGUUAAUACGGACAGCCAAAUGUACUUCACACUUCUUAACUUCGUCUCGACCACAUCUGGAUACCACCUCUUAACCCCAACUAGAAGUUAUGCCACACCUACAGUAAAAAGCCUCAUCUCAACAACAAUCAAAAUCCGGCACGACGUUAACGUGUCAAAUAAACCAAGCACGCCAACACCUUUUCUGAAAACAAAGCAACCUGCUUUUACUACAGUUGCAGGAGGUGAGAAACGGCUUCUGUUGCAAAACUUAAGGCUUUAAUAUUUAUAUUUAGACAAAUUUUAAAACUGUAUUUCUCGAGCUUCAGAAAAACUCUCCAAAGUAGCCGAGCCAAUAUAAAAAUUUACAACAUAACAAUUGUUUCUUUUCCCCUUUUCUCUCCUCUUCCCUCGGCGGGCCAAACCUCAAAAUCUCUUGUUCUGGACCUACUGCGUCGAAAUAUCUACGGUUUUGAAGAUCUAGUCAGACUUUUGCGAAUGUUGCCGUUUGCCAUCUGACAAAGGCUUUUCAAGUGGCCUUUCGGGGCUCUACCGUCCCAUUCUGGAGACAUUUCUGACUGAAUUUUUGAAAACGUAGCUGUGCUGAAUUCACUAUUCCCGCUGAGCUCGACCAUUUUCUUUCCCACAAUUUUUUCUCUUUUCUUCCUUCCUCUACUCUCUUUCAUUUCAUUACUCUUUUCUCCUUCUCUUCCCCUUUAUUUCGCGUUUAGAUUCAAGUCUUUUGGACUAUACAUAUAUUUAUUUACUUUUCUUUUUUUUACCAAAUAAUGGUUUAGUUUCCAUAACGUUUGUUGACCGUAAUCCAGGUAGAUAUAUAAAGUAGCUAUAUAUUCUGGGAUGUUUCACGAUUUUUCAAAACAGCUCUGUCUCAACAAAUUUAUUUCAUCAGGGAUCAAACAACCAGAAACGAAGAAUGGAACCCCGUUAAUAAAAGAAACAAUGAAAGAUUUAGUAAGUUAACAGUCAACAAUCGCUUUUAAAUAUAUGAACGAGCUACGAAUCUAUAAAAGAAAAUAUUUGCUGGAAAAAUAGAAUAAUUUUUAUGUCCUCUCUCUCUGGCUUUAGUUGAGUACUAGGCCUCGUUAGCCUGCGCCGCAGAUGAAACUAAACUCUGGUUAAGUCCGUCCUCGAAACAGCACCGAAAUCCUUGUUCUGGGUCCCCGCCCAGAAAUUCAAAAUCUGCUUCCGGUAAUUCGUUGAGUCCGUUGGGAGCACAGAACAACGAUCUCGGCGCUGCUUCGCAGACGUUUCUGACAGAGGUUAAAUUACGUCUGCAAAGCAGGCUAGGCCUUGUGGAGGACACUAUUACACUAUUAUGUGACACCCCUGCUUAGGUUAAGUUGCUUCGGGUGACCAAGCGAGCUGUGAUUGCCAUUCGCGAAUAAUGCUUGACGUGAAGAAAAUGCUUUUUUAUCGCUUCGGUUUGACUGCAGGGCGGAAAGGCAUAAAAGAUAAGGGAACAAAAUUUAAAACUACAAUAACCAGGAAAUUGAAGACCGAUUAAAUUUAUAAAUCAUUGAGAUCUGAUAGUGUGAACUUGCUCAAGUCAUUUUACAGCUCAUUUAUGGUAUCUUUUUCUUUCUUUUUAGGGUGAAAGUUUGAAUGGUGUGAUUCGACAAUUUAACUGUACUUCUGUAUCUGUGAGUCAUGUUAAAAAGAAAAAGUAAAAAGAAAUAAGUUAGUACAUGAAAUGUGCAAAAUGUCCAGCCCGCGUCGCUAUGCAUAUUCUCUCUCUCAGUGUCUCUCCUUUUUUUUGUGCAAUAAAUCAGGUGGAAGAAAUACUUCUGGAUGUAGAGCAAAAAUUGCCUCCGCUGAUCAAGCCCCUUCUCAAUUCAACAGGCAUUGAAGACGAAUCAUAUUCUGACGAGAUUUUUGGUACUUUUCAUGAUUAAUUCUUAAUUAAUUAAGUCAUUACGAAAAUGUAUUUCUUCCGGUAGUUUAGUUUCAUAUUUAUCAUAAAUUAAGUUAUGUUGCAUCUGUUUCAAAAGUAGUUUAAUUAGUUAAUAAUUCAAUCAUUUUACUUUUUUGAUAGCUAUCUCACUUUUAUAUCUUAAAUUGAUUAAUUCAUCAUCAAGUCUACCUUAGUUAAUCGAUUGUUUGAUUGACAACUUCCCGCAUCAUUUUUUUUGAAAAGUUCUUGUUUGAUUGGCUGAUUGGACGAUUUUUAAUUCAAUAAUUAAGUGAUUGAGCUAUCGUUAUCAUUGUUAUUAUUAUUAUUAUUAUUAUCAUUAUUAUCGUUAUUUAAUUCUUUUUUUAGUCUGAUGUAAUCUCUAGAGAUUUAAAAAAUUACACAUUAAGUCAUUGUUUCCAAUACAGAAUUACACGCAGUCGUUACGUCAGAUUUGAACAAAACGAUUGAAGUUCCUGCAAACUCAAGCAAGCAGUCACAAGCUUCACUCAGAUUAAUGCCUGGCUUCAUCGAUACUACACAUGGCAAGUCUUCUUUUUAGGCUCAUCAAUGCACAGCAUUAAAUUUCAUCCAAUAGCAAUCAAUAUAAUUCGUAGUUAGAGUAUACAGCUCAUUAUGGUUGUCUGAUAUUACAUUAUAUUGCUUUUUGACUGGUGAUCUACACGCAGGAUUAUUAAAAGGAUCGGUUAAAGGAAAAAAAACUUUAAAAGCAACUUCUACUUUUUGAUUUCAUUAAUUAAAAAGAUAACUUGAAUUGAUUUAUAUGGAAGGCUAAGUAGGGUUAUUCUUGACUGCUUGUUGUUUUUUUGUCACAUAUUUUAGACCGACUGGUAAUUGUAGCAGUUGUAUUUAAAUUCGAUGCCCUAUGUAACAACACAAAAGAGUUAACAGUGGACUCGCCCGGCACAAAAAGGUCAGUGGCUAUCACUUUACUUUUAGUCCCGAUUCAAUUUUACGCGAGUUUUUGUUAACAAAAGCCUCUUAUUCUGGGGCAUACAAGGUGGGUCGAUCCCACACCUCAACAGGGUUAUCUAAUAUUUUUAAGAUCUUGAAACAUAAUCGUCAUCUCUUGGUUACUGUUUAGGUAAUCCUUGGACACAUUUUGGCAAACUUUGGUGACAGUAGGUUGCCACAGGUACGCCAAAUAUAAAGGCAUAAAUAAAGAGGGUUCAAGCUUCUUUUAAAAAAAAAUGCGCGUUUGUUAAAUCAGCAAAAUGUUGAAUUAAAACGUAUUGCUACCUCGAGUAAAUACAUUUUAAGAGUAAUCGUAACAAAUUUAAAUUGAUUGCUAAAAUCCAAGGAGACGGCCAUGCUGGAGGGUCUGGAUCGGGGGGGUGGGGUUGGUACAAAUGUCAGUUGUCAGUUAAAUUUUAGGCUUUUGGCCAGUUUUCAGUUAAAUUGUUAUUAAUCAUUAACUAUGAAACUUAUUUGUAUAUUUUUGAUUCGAAUUUUGGCUUAAAAGGUACAUAUAAUGUAAAUUAAACAUUAAAUUCGAAAACUGAUGCAAUAGUACCUCAAUUUUAAUCAGCUUUACUAUUGUAAGCAUUUCGAGUGGCCUUCCAUUUCUCAAGUCUUGUGUUGCUCCUCCACUCGAACGUUUUUCCUGGCCAGAGUCCAACAUUGCCAACCUUUAAGCCAAUCAAAAUUUAUACCAUCAGAAUAUUGUAUAGGCAUUAUGCGUGAGUCUAAUCACGCCUGUGGACUAAAGACAUCGAUCUCACGCAUUAAGUACAAUUUAUUAUGACGCCUGACUCACAAGUCCAGACAAUUUGUUCUUAACACAUGAUGACUUUAAGUCCUUUUUUGUGCUCUAACGAAAUCAUAUCAAAGCACGCUAAAAGUGUCGUCUUUUAAGUAGCUUCAGAAGUGCUCAAACGUCUUUGGGAACAGUCUGCGAACAUUUAUUUUUCGGCAACUUUCGAAAUUCUUCGGAAAUUCGUCGGAAAUCUUCGGAAGUCGCCGGGACGUUUCCGGAAAUCUCGGUCAUUACAAGGCGAAAUCUCACGUACUUGACUCAGAAAAAGUUGGCAGGUAUAAUAUUGGGAUGUAGAUCGUACGAAAACUAGGAAAAACCGUUUCUCAGUCAUCUCAGUAAAAACUUGCAGUUGCCUUUGUAACGCCCUCAGUCUGAGCAGCCAUUCAGAGGAGCGUAAAUUUGAGAUUUACAACAGAUGGUACAUGACACACAUGGGUUUUACUGCAGUAAAAUCAUUAACGAAAUAUGACACUUAAACGUCUUCCUGCUAAGAUUACCCCUAAAAACGCACAUUUGAUCACAUUGUCUGAUGAAAAGAAUGGAACAAUGCUAUUUAAGGCCUUAAAAAAGGGUUUUGAAGAAAAUAGGGGUCAAUCAGGUCCUUUGUCAGUUGACAGUAAAACCUAAGGCAAAUGUCAGUAGUCAGUUAAAUUUUCGGCCAUUUGUCAGGUAUCAGUUAACCCCAUUCAGACCCUCAUGCUGGAUGCCAUUUUUAUGACGUCACAGGCUCCCUCCAGAAGCAUGUCCCCUAAUAUUUAUAUCGUACCGUCAUCAAGCUGUGAGUCACAGCUUGAUUAUAAACGAUCGAUUCCUCUCUCCAAAGAGGAUUUAUGGUUAAACAGUGUUUUGACAUAGUAAAAUGCUUUUUUCCAGAUCUGCACUGAAGGCCCCAAUAGUGUCUUUUACAGCUAUAACGAACAGGGGUAGCUUGAAAAUGCUUCAAAACAACGCGACGAUAACUUUUCGAACAAAGGUAAAUAACUAAAUAAUUUAAUAUUUUGGAAAAGGAAAAGGGUUUAUAGAAGAGGCUUAAUCACGCAUUUUGCUUCGAAUAUUUCAAGUGGUCAUUGGCCUAUUUCUUUACGCAGGUCUCUUUUCCUUGAAAGCUUUUAAAGUAUUGAUAAUAAUGAUGUUUUUAUUCACCCCAAAAUUAAAACAAAACCAAAAACAUAAGAAAAAUGUAAAAACAAUGGAAAUACAAAUAUUGUUCUAGCGAAGGUUGCCUAAAAAAAAAAGGUAUAAGUUAUUUAAACGAAAUCUAACUUAGGCCCCGGUUUAAAUCAUUGAACCUCGAGAUCUCUUUCUUAGAGGGUUAAUUUCACAAAAUAAGUGCUUGUCCAGUCUACGCUAUUGCUUUAUUGAAAUUGUUUUCGAUUAAUACUCGGUUUAGAUAAAAGCGUCGGGCAAACUAAAAAUGGUUUAGAACGCGGUAUUAUUAAACAUGAGCUAAAGUCCGUUUAAAAAUCUGGCCCAAAAUCUGUUUCUUGUUGAAUGAAUUUAAUAGGUGUAAAGGUGAAAUAUAUAGCUAGGAAUGCUGAUUCCCAGUCGUCUUCUCUCAUCUCAUCAAAUCGCAUCACCCGUAAAAGUUCAUUCUUUUGUCACACUUCUUGAUUACUAACUGCAUGUCUUGUUUCAUUACUUUUGCCCUGUAAAAUUUCCUGAGUUGAUGAUUGCUCUUGUUGCCUUUUCUUUUAAGAGUCAAAGCAAUUCAACAGCUUGCAGGUUUCUAGACACUUCCUCCGGGUAAGUGUGAGUGUUUUGCGGAAAAGCCGCUAUCCUCGGAUAAGAAAUUGCCGUAAAUAAGCGAGGACUUCAAACAAAGAAAAACAAAUUAUGGUUUGAAAAAAAAAUUAUGAGCAAAAAAUCCAGAAAUAUCAGAAGCCUCAGUUGUUCUUUAAAGUACAAUAUGUAUCUGACUUGAUUUUAACACUCACUUGAUACAUGCUCCUUUGUUUUAAGGAAGAAUGGAAAACUUUUUCAGUUAAAAGUGAAAAGCUUCUCAUCCUUUCUAAUCCGAUUCAUUGCACAUCUCUGACACUUCUUCCAGAAACCAGUUUUAGGACGUCACUGAUACCCUUGUCUGUUAGUUAUAGAUCAUACUGUACAAAACAGGAAAACAAUUUUCUGUGACGUCAGCAUUGCGUCAGUACUUAAACAGGUCAUUAGAUAACAAAAAUUAUAGUGUAUGUCGAUCAUUUUUCAGUACUUAAAUGUCUUUUCAUGAUAAUUUUUUCAGUCUUUCUUCUUUUCACUCGAUCAGUUCCUUUUUAUUUUCUUAGUGACCUGGAGUAAACCUUCAUAGCUUUGAUUGUUGCCAAGAAAGUUUUCAUUCAAUCCAUUUUAUAUUCUGAUCAUAGGCUUAGUUUUCUGUCACUGAUAUUGUGUUUCUCUUCGUUACCUUCAACUCCACGUCUAGUAAUACGACUUUCUGGUCUGGCAGCGGCUUAACAUAUGUACAUAGCCAGGAUCAAAACUCCAACUCCACUAUAUGUCUGACAAAUCAUUUCACGAGUUUUGCUGUUCUUGUUAGCUACCAUGGCCAGGACGAAGCAGUGAAGGUACUAAUCAAAGGAAAAGAACGCUUACUUUAGGCCUUGUUCGAUUGUCCGUUUUGAAUUCCGGAACUAAAUACUAGUUUAAUAAACUCUUACUAGAAAUCAACUGUUUUGGCAUCCAUUGAAUUAGAAUAUCUAGAAAAUUGCUUAAAUCAAAAUUAUCAACGUGGGUAGAGUUUUUAAAAAUGGUCCAAAAUUUAAAAUAACAGUAGAAGAGAUUGUAACAAACGUUUUGCGUGAUCUCAUUCCGGAAUACAAUUAUUCGAACGCACCAUCUGGAGAAAACUAAACAUCUAAGAUCUGGGGAGGAACACAUUGUACAGGUUACACAAAAACACCUUGCUGAAGAGUAAAUAAAGCAGUGUUGCCUCGAAAAGAAAACCAAAUAAGCCUUUUAUACAAUGCUAAUAGGGCCUACGCCAAGGUUUUUGUAUCUUAAAAUGAAAAAGUUUGCGUUUGUUAUCCAAGCAUGUUAGUCUUUUCUAUCCUAAACCAUCUUUAAUCCUUGGUUAUUCUUUACAGUUUGGAUUUUUUUUAUUUCACGUACAUUGUAUUCUGUGUUUUUAUUCAAUUUCAAGAUAUUAUCGUGCAAGUUAAUGACUCUAAAUAGGGUGAAAAGUGCGGCUUGGGGAAAAAGAGGUCUUCAUUCUGGCGGUGAAAUUAAGAAGACUUAGCAAGAGGGUGUUCUGAGCUUAGGGGUUUAUAAUUUAUCAUUUCUAGUUUUCCGAGGGUGAAAAAAAGGCACUGGACCUUAUCACAAAAAUUGGUUGUGGGAUAGCAAUCGUCUGUCUUGUAGCAUGCAUAUUUACCUUCGCAUGUGUCAGGUUAGUACUGUAGUAUGUACAUACCUCGUGCGCAUGCUUAAUCAGUUUAUCACAAAGUCAUUUAUCACUAGUGAGGCUAACAAAAUUUUUUUGACUUAGGAGCAGAAAUCUCAUUGAGAACAUCUUAGCUCGUUAAAACUGGAACACUGCAUAAUGUAUUUAGACUUUUGACGUAUUAGCCUUAAUUAGCGGAAGAUAGGAUACUGGAGAAAAAAAUGGCUGCAGUUAAAAUGUUAAUUUAUUAAAUAACCGAUUAUUUUUUAACAAAAAAUACACAAGAGACGAAUAGUUGAUGAAUACCUUUCAAUCUGAAUACCUUUCAUUGUGUGUGUUUUUCAGAAGCUUAUCCAUCCUUCGAUACAGAAUCCAUCUAAAUCUGUGUAUUUCUUUAGCUGGGUCACUUUUAAUAUUUGUUGCUGGUAUCGAAGCCACAAACAUAAAGGUAAGUGAAGCUUUCAUCAUCAUCAUCAUCAUCAUCAUCAUCAUCAUCAUCAUUAUCGUACAAACUCGUUUUUAGCAAGAGCUGCAAGACUCCUCCUUUUAUUAUCUGUAUAUUUUUGCUAACCUUUAUUAGAAAUUUACUUAAUAGUAUUUCGUAGUAUAUGUUUUUCUCCUUUAAUCACGUAAAUCCAUUGUAUAUGUUGAUUUUUAAAGAUGGAUACACAAAGCUUAUGAAUUAUUAUUAUUUAUUAUUAUUUACUAUACGUCGCUUGUUCAGCACAUAAUAUAAUACAACAACGCUAACAUUGCCCUGAACAUCACUCUUGUUAUUUCAAAAUUGCUUUCUUAAAAUUGUCAGUAGGCAAAGAUUUUACUUUUACUUUUUAUUUUGUUUUGCUAGGGUGUUUGUAUAGCCGUAGCAGUUAUGCUUCACUACUUUUUUACAGCUUCAUUCGCCUGGAUGUGCGUUGAAGCCAUUCAUCUGUUUACGAAAGUUGUCUCAGUGUUUGAUGUGCAAACAACAAGAAUGCGUUAUUACUUUGCACUGGGAUGGGGUGUGUAUAAAUCAGUGUGUUCUUUUUUCCUCAAUGAACUUACAUCAAGGAAAUAAUGGUGGUAAUUCAAGCAAAAAAUUAACGUUAAACUACAAACGCCUGGCCGGGUUGUUCAUAGCUGGGUUACGAUAACAUGGGAUUUGUGCGAAAUUUGAAUUCGGAUGCGGGAGCUUAAAACGCUAAUGUCAUAGUCCUUAAUUUUGGCGCGAAAUUUCAGCGAAGAUUUGUAAUUUCACAUGUGAAAUUACAAAAAUUGCCAUGGCAACCUUCCGUACGUCUCAGUGUCAAGAUGACGACGAAGUUUCAAAAUGUCAUGAACGAAGAUGCCAGGGCAUAAAAAGACGUCUUAAAAAACCUGAACACACGAAAGAGCAUAUCAAGAAGGAUUCCAACAGGUAUUUUGUUGAAAAAUUCUGAACUUAAGCCAAAUUUAAUCACUAAACGUUCGAGAGAGGGAAGUUCUCGAUCGAUGCGAUCCAGAAUAAACAUGUCAAAAAUCCAAGAUUGCUAACGUAAUUCGUCACCCAUGAUAUUAAUAGGUAAUCAAAUGGUAUACUCGAGAAAUUAGGGAAUAAUUUCACUUGCGUUUUGUCCAAAUCCUGAUAAUUAUUAGGAUUUGGACAAAACGUACACGUACACAUUCAGUUUUAUUCUUUUUGACUGCAAAUUGAUGAUUGGGUCUUAAAAAUAACAGAGAAAUAUUAUCCGGGAAAGUGCUUUUGAGCAAAAGAAAAGAAACACAGAUUAAAAUUAAACCCCGGGUUAGCGGCACUAAUCGGCCCUCGAACAGCUGGGUCUAGAAGGGGUUUUGUCAUUAAUAUCAUGGGUGACAAAUUGCACCUUAAUUCUAACGCGAAAUUUCAGCUUUAUAUACAAUUUCAGAUGUGAAAUUACAAAAUUGCAAGGCAAAGUUCCCUAUGUAUCAGUGCCACAUUGGCCGCAAAGUCUUAAAUGAAUGAGAUGUCAGGGCAUUAAAAGACUCUUUAGGAAACCUAAAGACACGAAAGAGCACAUCAAGAAGGAUUCUGUCAGGUACUUUGUCGAAAAACCCCGAGAAUUCUGAACUUGAGCCAAAAUUUAAGAUCUAAAGUUUUCAAAGCGUGGAGUUCUCGAUUGAUAAUCAAUUUGAUAAACAUGUCAAAAACCUACGACGGUGAGUGUAAUUUUUCAUCCGUGAUAUUAAUGGGAAUAAUUUAACUUACGUUUUAUCCAAAUCCUAAUAAUUUCCCUCGCCUUAAGGCUAAGGAAAUUAUUAGGAUUUGGACAAAACGCGCGUACAAUUUAAUUCCCUAAUUUCAAUUUUUAAUUUCAAUUUUCUUCAUCGACAGUGAAACAAACGAAACUAUUCCACUCCAUUUCCGAAAUGUUUUUCACUUUUUUAGCGAGAAAGACUCUUAGAGUAAAACUUUUCUCGUUGAAUGUGUGCGAAGCGGCGCUGCAAGCGGGAAUUUGGCGCGAAAUUCGCACACCUCUGUGGCUUCUGAUUGGACGUAUCAUUUUUCUCACACGCGAAAAAACAUCGUUCGUGAUUCAGAUUGAACGUAUCAUUUUUUUCACGUGUUAAAACCAUCGUUCGCCCCUGUGAUUGGCUAGAACUAAUUUGCGUACGAAAAUUUACGACAUAGCUUUUUGGUGAGUAUUUCUCAGUAUGUAUAUAAUAAAACCAAUUCGGUGAUGAACCUCCCUCAAAAAUUCAUGCAGCCGACAAUUUUUUAGCUACUUCAUCGGUAUAAAUCAUUAGAAAUAGGAAAAUUUCUCAUUUUCUCUAACACAGGGUUGCCUGCGGUCAUAGUCGUAAUAUCAUUGAGCGCAAAUUAUAAGGGAUACAGCACAUCGAAAGUGUAAGUUUUUUUGGAAAUGUUAUAUAACAACCUGAUUUGCCAAAUUUUCCCCACCAUAAUUUUUUUUAUAUUUCACCUACAUCAUCACUCCUUCCUCCAGUCCGCAAGGGUGAGUUUUCCUUCAUCUUUUUUAUCCUCAAAUUGAUAUUGACGUAAUAGUUAUCUACAACCCCAUUCUGAAGUUAGAACUCGAGGGAGUCAUCGUUAUAGAUAUAGGCAAGAUAAUGUGACGAAGAACAUUUACAAGACUAUGGAAUAAGCUACCCGCGGUAAUAGUUGAGUCAAAGUCCUCGGCUAUCUUUAACUAUAAAUUACUCCCCUACCUAGCUAAGAAUCACUAGACGUUUAUACCUUCAUAUUUUUUACUCUAUAUUAUGAUUAAAUUAUUUUUAUAUUUGUAUUAUCCGAGUUUAUCGCGUCUGAUUUUACAUGUACAGGUGUUGGCUAGAAGGCGACUCUGUUUGGGCGUUUAUCGUUCCUGUAAUAAUCAUUGUAACGGUAAGAGGUGAUGUUUCUCCACUUUAUUGAAAACUCCUGGCAGGAAGACUAAUUCAACUCCAUAUAUAUAAAGAAUACAAAUGCAAUACUAUGAAACAGGCCCCCCCGCAAAGAUAUGAGACUGUCCCGAUUACUUAUAAUUUUUCUAUGAAGUUGCCUUUACAAUUUCAUGAUCAGUAUAUUGAUUAAUAACAAUUAUACCCUUUUUGGGAUUCUUAUAUAGAGGAAAUUGGACGACUUUAAUAACUAGACAUUUCUGCGAAUAAAAAUGAUCACUUAUUGUGUUCGAAUGGAUUUCAACAGACAACUGGUCAAAACUGCCAGCUACGAAAUGGCCUGUUUGAAAUCUUCCCUUUGGGCGAGUGAAAGGUGACUUUCACAAAAUGUAGAAUGAUAUUGACCGAGAACAAUAUCAACGGAAAUUUUAGUAAUUAAAAUUACUAAAAAGAUUUGGGCAGUCCCUGAUGGUUUCUGUUUCUAAUUCAGAUAAAUAUUGCUGUUCUGGUAGCUGUCGUUGCUGUUCGUGUAUCCUUGAAAGGGAAUCCACUGACACCAAAUGAAGAUAAAAGACUUACGUGAGUAAAUUAUUGAGCUCCUGAAAUUCUUUCCAUAUGGCAGGCAAUUUAUCAAUCUUAAUCUUGAUUUUAAAAAUGUGCCCAUGUUACAAACCAUGCAUGGCUUACACUUUGUUUUCCCUCUUUUAAGAUUCACUUUUGUUUCCUCCUGUUCGCUGUUUUGUUGUUUUUCUCUUUGUCGUUGUUUUUACUUUUAUACUUAAAAAACUCACUAGUCGCCACUAAAACAACUGAAAAUGUCUUUUUUCCCGUUGUCAAGAAAAAAAUCCCUCCUAGAAUUUCCGAAAAAUUAUAUUAAUAAAUGUAAGACAUAAUUAAAGUAACGUUUACGGUAAUUAUCUACAGAAUGUUCUGUUUCUGUUUCCAUUUGCAGCGCCGCUCUUAAAGCGGUAGUAAUAUUGUUCCCGCUACUUGGCCUUUGCUGGGUCUUUGGACUGGUUGGAGUAGUAGCCCGAAACAAACCAUUUCUUUACGCUUUUGUCAUUCUAUCCACUUUUCAGGUUUGGCUAAUUGUUCUUUUCUUCUUUUUUUUUUAACUUCUUGGAAUUUUUAGGAAUAAAAAGUGACCUUGAGACUAAAGGGCUUCAGUUAAAGACAACGGCAAUGUCUUGAAACCUGUUUGAUUCAACCUCUGUUUUGUACUUUUCAUAUUUUUAGGGCGUUUUUAUUCUUCUAUUCCACUGCAUUGGCAACACCGAGGUAAGAGUAUGUCAGGAAACAAAAAUAUCUUUAAUGAUUUCCUUGGUCUUUGUCACAGAUGUUUGCGGUCAUUCUAUUUGUUUUGUUUGAACAAGUUCUUAUUUCUCACACUGUCAGGUACGAAGUUCACUGAAAAAACUCCAAGAGCGCCAUUCACUUAGUUCAAGCAUAAAGAACGAACAGGUAUCAACAUAUUCGAUUAAUAGUGAAAAGAUAAAUUAAGAAGUCGUAACCCGAGAAAACAGAAAUUCCAUAGUGAUGACGCGUAACCCUGAUUACCUAGAUCUGGGUAUUGCUUUUGAUUGGUCAAAGCAAAUUUUCCUAGCGGCACAAGAAACAGAAGCACUACCCAGAUCUGGGUAAUGACACGUUAUAAAUAUGGCAUUUCUACGCCCGUUCCAGAGACAUCGGGCGCGAUCCUUUCAACCAAAAUUCCAACUGGUCCGACCGGAAAAAGUUGUCCCACCUCAAACGGUAGACCCGUUUUUUCGAAACGUUUCCGUUUGGACCGAACCGUUCUAUUGAGUGUUGGACCGAAAUUUCCGGAAAUUUUGGUUGAAUGGAUCGCGCCCAUCAUUUCGUCAAGAAACCAAUGGUGACGUGGGGAAAUGACGGCUGCGGUUUCCUCAGGCUGAACAAGUUACUAAGAAAUACUGCGCACAGCUGUUAAACCUUAUACACAAUUGACGUUUCUUUUACGUUUUCCUUUAGAAAAAUAAAUCAAAGGAUUACAAAAUGAAGAGAAUGCACAAAGAUAAUAUUACAAGCGAUUCAGAGAAAAAGGGAUUGCUGGCAAAGCUCUCGGUCGCAAGGUGUAACAGAAAGCAAAGAAACGACCCAACAGCUGUUUGAAUAAUUGCAGGGACAAAAAUAAAGUUACUCGGUCAUUAUUAUAAGCGAAUCUUUGUUUACAUUUUUUUGCCUCGUUAAAAAAGUAUAUGCUCAUUCAUCAUCUAAUAAAGCUAACAAUAUAAUAAACCUCUGAAUAUUGAAAGAGCAUGAAAAUUUCAGUUAUUUCUGAAAAUCUGAGCCCAACCUACCCAAUGGUUUUGGAGAAAUUCUCUUUUAAAAACUGGAAAUUUUACAAAGAAUGCAUAUGACUCAUUAACUCUUUUUCCACCUAGCAAUUUCGGAGUUUUCGAUGGCUGAUAUUUCCUUCAAUGUUGCUUGCUUAAAUUGCUCAAGUUAAUCAGCUCUUUCAACUUUUGAAUUUACGAGUUAAGGCGUAUGUUAAUGAGAAAAAAAUGUAAACAAUGACGAGAGCAAAGAUUCGCCCAUUAGCGGUGC